AUGGGUUGGUUUUGGGCAGAUCCUCAGCCAAAGGCGCCUGCUGCGCCGAAUUCUCUAGCAUCAUCCGCGGCCUCCCCUCCGCCGGGAUGUCCAAUGCACGAAUCGCGUACGCCAGCAUCUGCACCGCCCCUAGCGCAAAUUCCUAGCAGUUGCCCAAUGAGCCCAGACUCGCCCUUCUACACGCCUCCGCAAUCGCGAUCCGCAUCCGCGCCGCCGCAGCCUCCGACAUCCGCCCCGGAGAAGCCGGCAUCUACAUUAUCCAAACUGAACCCUUUGAACUACAUGUUCGCCUCAAUUUCGCAGGAACGCGCACCGAACCAAACAGUGGAUCUUCCCGUUGAGCGUGAGCUGUCCACCAUUCCUCGCGGCGACUCCGAGGGCAACUGGGAGUACCCGUCCCCGCAGCAGAUGUACAAUGCAAUGCUGCGCAAGGGCUACACCGACACUCCGCAGGAUGCAGUGGAGUCCAUGGUUGCGGUGCACAACUUCCUGAAUGAGGGUGCAUGGAACGAGAUUAUCAGCUGGGAGCGCGUUUUCGCCAAGGGUCUCAAAGAGGGUUGGGAGAAGUGCCGACGAGGCGAGGAGAACUUGAGUGCUGAGCUGGCCAAGGCUGAGAUGAUGGGCACGGUGGAUCAAGCCACCGAACCGCGCCUGAUCAGAUUUCAGGGUCGGCCGCACGAGUUGACCCCCAAGGCGCGCAUUCUGCAGACGAUGGGCUGGGUGUACCCGGCUAAGUUUGACACCGAGCCACCAUUUGACCGACACGACUGGUUCGUCCAGCGCAUGACACCCUCUGGCCCGAAGGAAGUUCGCUAUGUGAUCGACUAUUACUCUGGACCUCCUGAGCCAACGGGCGAGCCGGUCUUCUAUCUCGACAUCCGACCAGCCAUCGACUCGCCUACAGCUGCCGUCGAACGGCUGAUGAGGUGGGGAGGUGAUGUCUGGUGGAGGGCCAGCGGUGCUGCGGUCCGGGAACAACAGUGA
Messenger RNA from Penicillium lagena, 984 nucleotides. Its product is annotated as holocytochrome c synthase CYC3. Gene Ontology annotation, biological process: cytochrome c-heme linkage. The record is from RefSeq and is a predicted model, not a curated record. The coding region runs from base 1 to 984 and encodes 327 amino acids. Lineage: Eukaryota; Fungi; Ascomycota; Eurotiomycetes; Eurotiales; Aspergillaceae. Gene Ontology annotation, cellular component: mitochondrion. Gene Ontology annotation, molecular function: holocytochrome-c synthase activity. The transcript has 3 exons.